AAAGAUUCGAGUAACACUGCGAAAUUUGGCGUUGACUGGCUUCCCUUUUUCUCCCGUUCAGGCGUUCCCUCCUCGUCUUUUCUCUUCCGUCUUCUUCCGGUAAAGUCCGUCCUUUCCUCCGUUUCCUCCUGUCGCAACUGCCUCAGCUACAGUGUGUGCGGGUUCCGGCGCUAGCACAAGCAAGAGGGCUGUUACGUUAGCUUCAAGUGGUCUCGAGGAAGAGAACUCAGAAGAAACAAGACAAACACUUCAAGGAAAACAAAGUGGAGAAGGCAACUCUGAAGCUGAAGGAGGCAGGAUAACGCAGCAAAAAGCUAGACGAAUUCAAGGGAGAAAGGGAGGGCGGAGGCAAGCGGUGCCGAGGGAAAGAACGGCGAAAAAGAGCGGUGGAGAAUAGUUGAACGUGGAAGAAAACGGGCAUUAUCUGUCUUAUCCUUUGCCCUCUAAUGAGAAUCAGUACACAUCUGCCGCGGUUGUUACGUGUAAGGCACUUCCGGCCUCUCCCUUUUCUACGGCUUUACCUCGGGUUCCUCCGUACACGACUUUGUUACCCCGUUCUUUGGGUUCUCACUUCCGUUCGUCACUCUUCUGAUUUUUCGGCACGACAAGCUCCUUACUUCCUUCCUCUCCCCCUUUCUUUCUUUAAGAACCGGGUCGUGUUGGCUUGGUGAUCUAGUCGCCACUUCCUCGCCAUGCCUCUUCCAACGACCCGAGCUGUGCCGACGUCUCCGCGGCCAACAGCGGCGCCGUUUUUUAAGUCGCCUCACUCUGUUUCAUCUCUUCCUUCUUUGGAUUCCUCCUGUGACUCUCAAGCUUUCUCGGCUGCUGAUCAGGACCGCUCUUCCGGUCUUGCUGCGUCUGCCUCUCCAGCUCCUCUUCCCUCGUUUCUUUCUGACGAAUGUGCUUCGGAAACGCGCUCCUCUCACCCGCUUCUCCCUGUUCCAGCAGUGACGUCCUUACCUUCUCAGAAACACGCAGCUCCCUUUCUCGGAGAAGCCGCCUCAGGUCUUGCCUCGCGGGUCUUCUCGGGCCUCCUCGCUGCCAGCUCUUCCAUCGUCAACACACAAACGCUCAGCCACCACGCGCCUUCGCCUCCUGCUUCUUCUUCGUUUUGCUCACCGUCGAAUUCCUCUUCGGCGUCGUCUUUCUCUUCUUCAGAGCGAGGGGAAAAGAAGCCACCCGCCAGCGUGUUCUCCCGAGCCGCGGCCUGGCUGCCCCAAAGCGUAGGAGGCAGAAGCAGGUCCGACCGGGGUCAAGCUGGCGACCGCUUGUCUGUGGACCUGGAGGCGGGACGAGCCGAAGACGCGAAGCCAGGUCACGAAUCAGGAGCCAGGACAGCGAGAUGGCGCCGCCAAGAAGAGCAGACAGAGGAGUGGAGAGAAGAAGGCCAACCGGGGAAGACCGGCGGCGCAGACCCACGGCGCGCGAAUGAAGAGGACCGUGCUCAAACUGCCGGGGCGGCGGACGUUUCCUCGCCCGGAAGUCGUGUGCCUGAACUCGCGUUUCCCCAGCAAAGUCAGCACAAGGGAGAAAGACGGAGGGAGACAGACAGAAGCAUAUGUGGACCUGUCGAUCCGAGCAGGAGAACGCAUGCGUCACCCAUCGGCUGUCUCUUUUCUCGGCGGCGGCCCCCUUCAGCAGACGACGAAAUCUUCCAAUCGCCUAGAGACCCAUGCGACUCUUCUUCCUCUCUUUGCACGCUCAUGUCUUCCUCGUCUUCUUCCUUCUCUUCGUUGUCCUCGAGCUACGCAUCUGCGUCCUUUUCUUCUUCUCGCACGGGCUUCUCUCCAGUUGAGGCGACAAAAAAGAUGAAACGGAAACCUCCGCUGUCACCUCUCGAAAACGACUUGCUUGUCACCAGCGACGGAAACAGAAGAAGCGCGAGACAGGGAAACGACCAGAGUCCUACCGAGGAACGGGCGAGACGGCGACGAGAUCCAGAAAGUGGAGACGCUAGAAGCGUCGUACACGCGCAAGGCACGACAGACGCGUUCAGCCAAAAACAGGAGACACGGAGACAUGGAACGAGACACCCACAGGGACCGAGAGAAGACGGAGACCGACAUGGAGAAGGCAGACAGAGGCGAAACGCGCAAGACGAGGGAGAGACAAUGAAUAGUUGGGACCCCCCUCGCCGACUGCAUCGCAGCCAGUCGUUUCAAGAGAGUCGUCUCGGUCUCUUUGUCAAUCCUGCGGAGCCGACCCGGAGAACGAACAACGGCCCUUUGGCGGACAUGCACCAUCCGCAGGAGAUGCACAGACAGGCCGAAAGUGAAACGCUCAUUCUCCGGCAAGAGCGGCGACACCUCAUUUGGCUGGAGAACCGUCGUCAGCAAGACAGACAGGAGGAAGGCCUGUUCAGUUUCCGCGCCCUCCGAGGGCGCCCAGGAUUUGCAUGCGAAGGCAGCCGCGAGACGGCAAAUCGCUGCGGCGUGUUUGGCCCUUACCAAACCCAGGAGAAUUCAGAACGCAGUUUCGCUCAUCGCGACCCCUCGGCGGUCCCCACAGACUUCUGCUUUUCUUCUUUCCCUGAACAGAAAGAAGCGUAUCUUGCCUUUUCUGCUUCUUCCGCUCAGUCGAGCGGGCGAAGCGGGACAGUGCCGGUCGCAGCCGCCAGGGAAGAACCCAGCGAGAAAGGCAACGAAGAAUCACAGAAGCUCCGAGAUGGCAGAUGCAUGCGAGACUGUCCAAACGACCAAGAAGGACCAAGAGAAGAAGUUGGAGGAGCGGGCAGCGCAAGAACUGAGUCAGUCAACAGACGGGAUGCGAGGAACCCCACACUCCCGAGAGACCACGGACUCGGAAGAGGGACAAGGGAGGAAGCCGCGAGGAGGCGCCUGGGAAGAUCGGACUCUCCGGGGUGGCAGCCCAACGAUUCAGACCACGAGGGAGAAGAACUGCGGAGAGAAACGUCGGAAGAUCGGAAGAGACGAAGAGUCGCAGAAGGGGAGACGAGCCAGAGCGAGCGGGAGGCGAGCUCUUCGCGGAUCCGCCCUUUGCCAGCUCAGCCGACACAAAAAGAUCGAAACCACGACAGAGAACGUGCAGGGGUACGCAUGCAAGCGGCACUCAAGCGCCAGUAUCUUCCUCCUCUGCCUUCUGUCUCGCAGUCUGCUUUCCCUUCGUCUUCGUUGCGCGACUCGUCGCAGAGACUCGUGUCAGCGCCCAGAACGAAGCGGAGAGACGCUGCUCUUUCCGACCACAUGCGAGGCAGGGAUUUGAAAACGUCUGGGGGAGAGAAAAGAAGAACAACGCGAACAAGCGUCCCCUGCGAGUCUGAAGGAAAACGUGGACCGGAGCGGGAGACGGAUGUUCGAGGCGAGCCAUUUCUUCCGCGAGUCGCGCUGCUGGGGGCUACACGGGGUCGGGAGCGAAGAGCAAAGAUAGAGGAAGAGAGAAACGAGAAGCGAGAGAAGACGCCUCGGCAGAGCCGUAUCGGGAAGGCAUUCUCUCAUGUGUUCCACCCACCUCAGGAAAAGAUGGAGAUCGGAAAACGCGCAGGUAAGCCAGGCCGUUGCCCCUGUCCAGCGACUUUGGCGUCUGCCUCUCGUCAAGCACCGCUUGCCGUUCCAUCCAGGGCGCCUUCUCGAUGGCGCAAUCCAGCGCCGCCUUCUCUUUCAGUAGCCGCUCUACAAAGGUCUGCGUCACGGACGCGGGAGGUGCGCGUCUCGCCGUCCUGUCCUGCUCCGUUCAGUCGUCCUUCUUCGUUGGUUCCCUCUCCGAACUCGUCUUCUCCUUCAGUCGUCGCAGUCUCUUCCUGCCCACCGACGCCUGCUUUCCGUGGCGUUGCUCGGCGCUCUCAGUUUCCCUCUGCAGCUCCGUCUCCUUCAGCGUUCGGCUCUGCCGGAGCCCCGGAAGAGCUGCGAGCCAGCGAACGCACGCGAUCGCCGCACACAUUUCCCUUUGCGGACAUCCCCGGGGAGAACGGGUUCCCGGCUUACCCUCUUGGCGAGGCAAACGCGGCGAUCGGGUGGCCUGGCGCAGGGCGAGAAGAAGCGGCGCAGACCUAUCAAGAGAGCUUCUCUUUCUUCUCGCAUGCGAAGAGAAGCGCAGAUACUUUCACGCCGACCGACGUGCUUUCUUCGCCUCGUUUUGGCAGCCGGAAACAAGAACCUGGCAGGGCAGAGGUCGCUGGAGAAGGGGCGAAGACUGCCCUUGCCUCCGACACAGAGACAAGGAGACACACGGCAUUUUGUGGUCUCAAGGGUGUAACGGGAGGAAGACGAAAAGAGUCGGACCCCGCAACUAAGGUGGGCGAAUCUGAACCCGCAGAGCUGCAGAUUAACGGACGAAGCACAGAGUGCUGGUUCUCGCCUCGCUCGAGGGAGCGCGAGGACGUUGCCGGCGUUGAUGCGCGUCUGUCAGGAUGCUACAAAAGCCAACGGGGGGCGGAGGCAGAAGAGAGAAGAAGCGGGAAGGAGGCGACUCGCCAGGAGGUAGAGAGAGUCGGAGAUGGGACAGGAGAGAAGCGCGAAACCGAGGACAGGAAAGAUGCUCGUCACAAGAAUCGAAGAGCUUCAUUGCCUGAAGAGCCACCUCACUUCGGCGGCUGGGGGUCCAGUGGCCUUAGGAGAAGAGACGGGGGUGCUGCAGAUGCCGGAAAACACAAGGGAGACAACGAAGCAGGAAGAGUGCCGCUCCGACCGUGCCAGCAGUCUGCGGAGCGGAGGACAAGUCAGCGACCGUCGAAAAGCCAAACAGUUCCACUGGCGCCCCGGCCUGGGUGCUGUGGGCGCGAGCCGCAUCCGACGCUGCGCAUGCCUCUUCCGAUAAGCGAUUUGGUUUCUGAAAGGAAGGAGAUACUUGGUCUGUAUCCACCUACCCUCGAUCGCGACUCCGCUGCUCGUGAGUCGUCAGAGUCCGUCGAUGUGUUGCCUCGCGGCGGGCAGUUGAGCUUCGCUAACCCAAGCGCCCAGAAGAAGCAAAUGGGAAAAGAGGAGGAUUCACGGCGACAGGUGGUGAUGGCGCACAAGAGCGGAAACGGCAGGACUGAGGGGCAAAUCACGGCGAGGAAAACGGAAAGUCGACCGUCUUCGCAGACAGACUCUGGACUGUCAGUGUCUGUCCGGACAAGGUGGCUAGGCUCUGCAGCGGAGCAUACUCGCGACGGGGACGAAAACGAAGCAGCAAGAGGCAAACUGCGUGAGGCGAACUGGGAAACAGUGCACCGAAGAAACAGCGGAGAAAGUGCAGCAGGAGAGUGUAAUCGAGAAACGAGUCAGCCUUGCCUGCGCAAGGGAGAAAAUGAAGCGCACCGGAAGAGGCUUCGAUCACUCUCUGUGCGAGUUGCUCACGAGCCUCAGAAACCUCCCUCAGAGAAGACAGAACGAGAAGGUGAAAGCAGCUGCCCGUCUUCCGUUCGGAACGCAUCCGUUCCGUCUACGUCGGCCUUCCCUUUCGCGUCUUCGUCAUCUGCUUGCUCUCCAUCGUCUUCGGUUCCGUCAUCUGUCGCUCUGCUCUCGCCCAACAUGCCGCGAGGGCCGGGAACGAGCCGAGCGGGUGCACGAGGGAGACGAGGAGAGGCGGCGGGGCGAAGCAUCGAAGGACGAAGAGAUGUGCGUGAGAAGGGGAUGAAGUCAUAUGAGGAUGGAAAAGACGGAGACGGCGGCAGAGCAGCUUCUUUCCACGCGAACAGAAGUCAGAGUCGCGACGAGCAAGCACGCUCCAGGCUUACUCGUCCGCCGGUUCCGCCGAGGCGAAUCAGCCAGUCUGUAGGUAGAGAGGAGCGAACACGGGGGGACAUACUAACGCGACAAAGAGAGGACGCGGAACAAGGAAUCCGGAAGACACGGUCUUUGAGUUUCCAGUCUCGACAAUCGGCAACAAAAACGUACUUGAAAAAGCGGUCCAGCGAGACUGCCUCAUGCACGCCUUCUCACGCGCCCUCCCCUUCCUCUUUCCACUCUUCCCACCCUUCUACCUUUAUCUCUUCCUCUUCUUUCUCUUCUGCAUGCGCCUCUGCGUCUGUUCCACCUGCCUCUUCAUGCUCUGCUCUACCGCCUGUCCAGAAGCACCGGAUUCAGGUACUGCAGAAGGCAGGUCUGCCGCCUGCUCCCCGUUCUUCGAAUUCAGUGCCUUGCCCUUCUUCCACUUCAUCGCAUCGGCCCUCUGCUGGCUGUCGGGCGCGCCGACCCCUUGCCGCGGUCGUUCAGACCGUGGCUGCAUCUUCGUGUUCCAAGAACGCGUCGCUGACUUCUUCCCAGCGUCCGUCUUUCUCCCACAAUGUCUCCUACUUGGAGUGGCUCUCGCAGAGCGGCUUCGAGGUAGGUUCCUCGUCCCCCGCGUGGACGGGGGAUGAGGAGAAGCAGAACACGGGAGAGAAGAGACAGGCUGGAGGCGCGAGUGGAGGGAGCGGCGACGCAGACGGACGCGAGGGCACUGGAGACGGGGACGCUUCUUCCGCUCUACAGAGACAGGCGACGGAUAGGGAGAAGGCGAAGUCAGCAGAGAGAGCAGCGGACGAAGGAGAUGCAGGCCAAAGGAAAACAAGUCGUGGGGACGAGCUGGCAGAGAAAAGAGACGGCGCCGGAGGGGUCGGACCGCAGAUGGCCGCGCCCGUGCAUGGAGCAGAAGACAGAAAGGGGUUAGGAUUCGAGGAGGAUCCCAGAGAUAGAACGCGGACAGGCACAAAAGAAACGACGCCCGCCAUCAGAACGGAACCAAGAAUAGAAGACUUCUGUGCGGACGGAGAUCUGCCGAUCGGCUGCGGCCGCACCGGCACAGUCCACCGCGCCCGCUGCAUCGGAGGGCCCCUGCUGGAGGACCUUCUGCGCUUCCACAGCCGCACGCGACGCCACGUUGCUUCUCGCUCCUUUGCACAGGGACAAGAAAAGGCACGAGAGGAGCGCGAACGCACAGACGAAGACGCAGGAGGCGGAGCGAGAACCAAGAGGGAAGACAGGAGAGAAGAGGGAACGAGCAGAGGUGGAGGCGAGAGAGAACAUGGACGCGAGAAUGCGAGAGAAGAAGAGACCGCGAGGAGGACAGAGAAAGAAGAAGGAUUUUCGGAAAACGACACCGUCGCUGCCGUCAAGGUUCUCUCCAAGGCGAACAUUGCCCAAAUGCGAAUCCGAGAGCAAGUCAAGAAAGAGCGCGAUAUCCACCUGGGUCUCGAGCACCCGAACAUCGUCCGCUUCUUCAGCAGUUUCGAAGACGACCAACAACUCUACUUCGUUCUCGAAUAUGCCAAUGGCGGGACCCUCCGCGACCGGCUGAAGCGCUGCCACCACAUUCAGGAGACGGAAGCUGCCCACCUCAUUUUCCAGCUUGCCGAUGCGCUCUGCUAUCUUCAUGGAAAAGGCAUUAUCCACAGAGAUCUCAAACCUGAAAAUCUCCUUCUUCACUUUGACGUAGAGGAAACGCAGUCUCUAGAUUCCUGUGGACCUGACGUCGAAACCGGGAGUCAACGUGCGACCGUAUGCGGGCACAUGGCAAGUCGCUUGACUGCUGUGCGGCCAUCUUCGCUCUAUCGCUUCGGCCAACUGAAAAUCGCUGACUUUGGCUUCGCUUGCUACUGUCCGUCUCCUCAUAGCGGAGACGCGAGCGACAUCGAUACACGCACAUCGUCUUCCUCUCCGUCUACGCCUUCACCAUCUUCUUCGAAGCUGCUGUCUGCGACGCACAAGCGAACGACUUUCUGCGGGACGGCAACCUAUCUGGCUCCGGAGAUAGUUCGCAAAGAACCGUACGACAUGCGUAUUGAUCUCUGGUGUCUCGGCGUUUGCCUCUACGAGCUUCUUAUGGGACAGCCGCCCUUCCUAGGGGAUUCAAAGGAGGCUCUUUUCAAUCAGAUAUGCGAGCUCACCGACCUCCCCUUCCACCCGACGAUCUCUCACGAGGCUCGCUCCCUGAUACUCCGUUUGUGCAGCAAACAAGCAGACGAACGGCCCAGUGCGGCAGAUGUGCUAACGGACCCGUGGAUUGUCCGUUUUCUAGGCGUGAACGAUAUCGAGAAAGGAUGCAGACUCGCGAAAAACGAACUUUCUAAAAAACGCCUGCCUUCACGCUCCCUCCAUCAGGACUGUUCUAGUCUCUCUCACCUCAGCAGCCAUACGCACCUUCCUGCAUUUGAACGCGAGUGAUUCAGGGCACGAAAAAGUGGAAACGCAACUGCCUCACGAAUGAGUGAAUAUAUAUAUUUAUAUAUACACAUGUAUGUACGUGUAUUCACAUCCAUACUGGAAAAGAACUGACGUAAUGACAGACCAGCAGGAAGUUGCGUCGACGUCGAACUUGUCUACGGCUUGGUUCAAGCCGACCACUGCGGGAUAUUGGGGAAAUUUGAGAACGUAAUAAACUCAUGUGUGUGUAUGGUGGCGACCGCGAACAAGGGGG
Molecule: messenger RNA, 8334 nt
Organism: Toxoplasma gondii ME49
Lineage: Eukaryota; Apicomplexa; Conoidasida; Eucoccidiorida; Sarcocystidae
Product: aurora kinase(incomplete catalytic triad)
Exons: 10
Coding region: 693-8081 (2462 amino acids)
Biological process (GO): protein phosphorylation
Molecular function (GO): ATP binding; protein kinase activity
Source: RefSeq, a predicted model, not a curated record